AUGGGCCAGAUGGAAGGCCUCGAAGAGGCGAUCCAGAUAGCUCGUCAAGUGGUGAGGGGCACUCCUAGUGCCCCUGCUAGCCUUGGAGAUUUCUUGAAUAACCUCGGAAAUGCACUCAGUCAUCGAUAUGAACGAACCGGGGAAAUUGAAGACCUCGAAGAGGCGAUUCAGAUAGCUCGCCAGGUGGUUGAGAACACUUCUGAUGACCAUCCCGGCCUUACGGGGUGGUUAAGUAAUCUCGGAAACUCUCUCAGAAAUCGAUAUCAACGAAACGGGCAAAUGGAAAGCCUCGAAGAGGGGAUCCGCUUCUCUCGCCAGGCAAUUAAGCGUACUCCUAGUGACCAUCCUAGCCUUGCAGCUUUGCUGAGCAACCUCGGAGUCAUGUUCGAAACUCGAUACCAACGAACAGGGCGGAUAGAAGACCUCGAAGAGGCGAUCCAGAUAGCUCGCCAAGCUGUUGAGGGCACCCCAAGUGACUAUCAUAGCAUUGCAGCUUUUUCAAGUAACCUCGGAACCUUGCUCGAUCAUCGAUAUCAACGAACCGGGCAGAUGGAAAGCCUCGAAGAGGGGAUCCGCUUCUCUCGCCAGGCAAUUAAGCGUACUCCUAGUGACCAUCCUAGCCUUGCAGCUUUGCUGAACAACCUCGGAGUCAUGCUCAGGAAUCGAUACCGACGAACAGGGCGGAUAGAAGACCUCGAAGAGGCGAUCCAGAUAGCUCGCCAGGCUGUUGAGGGCACCCCAAGUGACCAUCCUAGCCUUGGAGUUUUCUUAAAUAACCUCGGAAACUUGCUCGGUAGUCGACACAACCAUACCGGGCAGAUAGAAAAUCUCGAAGAGGGGAUCCAGCUCUCUCGCCAGGCGGUUGAGGGCACUCCAGACCUUGCAGCUUUCUUAAAUAGCCUCGGAAGUAAGCUCGGUCGUCGAUACAAACGAACAGGGCAAAUGGAAGACCUCAACGAGGCGAUCCAGAUAGCUCGCCAGGUGGUUAAGGAAACUCCUGAUGAUCAUCUCUCAAGGCCGAGUUGGUUAUAUAACCUCGGAAACUCGCUCGGUCUUCGAUAUGUACGAACAGGGCGAAUGGAAGACCUCGAAGAGGCGAUACAGGUGUUUCGCCAGGCAGUCCAGUCCACUCCUGAUGACCAUCCCGACCUUGCGAGGUGGUUGAUUAACCUCGGAAACAAACUCGGUAGUAAAUACGAACAGACGGGGCAGAUGAACGACCUCGAAGAGGCGAUUCAGGUAGCUCGCCAAGCGGUUGAGGGCAUUCCCAGUGACCACCCCGACCUUACGGCGGGCUUGAUCAACCUCGGAGUCAUGCUCGGAGUCAGAUAUGAACGAACGGGGCAGAUGCAAGACAUCGAAGAGGCGAUACGAGUCUGUCGACAGGCUGUUCAGAUCAAGUCUGCACCUCCUUUCAACCGGAUCAACGCUAUUGUAAUGGCACUUCGCCCCCUACUUAAGCGAGAAGAUUACCAUGGCUGUUACGCACUGUCUGUUGAAGCUAUCAAUCUCCUGCAGCUCAUGCACAAAAGGUCCUUAACCGUGCAGGAUCGACAAUAUGUCGUCUCGUGUUUUUCUGGAUUAGCUACACAAGCAUGCUCCCUGGCCAUUCAGACUCAACAGCCCCUUUUCGAAGCUCUACGAUUGUUAGAGAGUGGACGUGGUGUUAUUCUAAGUCUUCUUAUGGAUGACCGGAGUGACACGUCCAAACUAAAAGAGGCCCAUCCCGUUUUAUGUGCACGAUACGAAAGCCUUCGCCUAGAGGUGAAUACUCCUUUAGAGAGCACCAAAUCCCAGCAAACGGGUGAAUACAUUUCCACAAGACGGCCACAGGCUAUCGAGGAGCUCGAGAGAUGCAUACAGGACAUACGAGAGCUUCCAGACCUCGGCUCCUUUCAAAAGGGUCUUUCUGCAGAGCAAAUACAGUCUGCUUCUAGGAAGGGCAGCAUCGUCGUAGUGAAUGUUACCAACCUACGAAGUGAUGCUAUCAUUAUCUCUGUAUCCGGAUUUAGCCUGGUCCCUCUUCCUCGAUUUGAGGUGGUCCAAGCGCAGCGUUGGGUCGACCAGAAGUUGACUUCGGCUGGGAAUAACAAAUCAUACCGCCAAUUUUUAACCUGGCUCUGGCGGGAGUGCGUAAAGCCUGUCCUUACUGAGCUCGGUUAUUCUGCUCAACCGUCUCCGGAGAAUCUUCCAAGGGUCUGGUGGAUCGGGACUGGGCUUGCCAGCUCCUUUCCAUUUCACGCGGCGUGUGAUGUCUCUGCAGGGGAAAAUACAUUUUGUCGCGUUUUAUCUUCUUACACCACUUCGAUCAAAGCACUCAUACAUGCCAGAGAGCGGGUUUCUAUCUCUACCAAAUCAAACGAAACCACUCCAAAGCUACUCAUGGUUACCAUGGCAAAGACACCCGGCGCGAAUGACUUACCCGGGGUUAAGGCCGAAAAAUCCACUGUCCUAGGAGCACUUGGAAAUUCCGUUCAUGUGGAAGUUCUCGACCAACCGGACUCCUCGAGCGUUAUUAGCCAGAUUAGCAAAUGCAAUAUUGCCCAUUUCGCUUGCCACGGAACCUCAAACUCGCGUGAUCCUUCUCAAAGUGGCCUUUUACUGCAGACUGCCACUGCAGAUCCAGAACAGGAAAUCCUGACUGUUCUGAAGCUCUGCGAAAACCACCCUACUCUUGGAGAAAUUGCAUACCUCUCUGCAUGCUCGACUGCAGAGAAUCGGGCUGAAGGUCUGAUAGAUGAGGGCCUGCAUGUUGUCAGUGGUUUCCAGGUCGCCGGGUUUAGACACGUCAUUGGGACUUUGUGGCCGUCUGAUGAUAGCGUGUGCGUGGAGGUUGCGAGAUUGUUUUAUGCUAAGCUCUCUCAAAACGGAGCUUUAAAGUACACUGAUAGAGCUGUCGCGAUGGCGCUUCAUAAGGCGGUUUCUGACGUUUCGAUGAGGGUUGAAUAUCGAAAACGGCCGUUACAUUGGGCACAGUUUGUUCAUUACGGAGCUUGA
Messenger RNA from Penicillium soppii, 2997 nucleotides. RefSeq lists its product as uncharacterized. Lineage: Eukaryota; Fungi; Ascomycota; Eurotiomycetes; Eurotiales; Aspergillaceae. Bases 1 to 2997 code for a protein of 998 amino acids. The transcript has a single exon. Gene Ontology annotation, molecular function: protein binding. The record is from RefSeq and is a predicted model, not a curated record.